This is a messenger RNA of Lathyrus oleraceus (garden pea), 2530 nucleotides long. Its product is annotated as receptor-like serine/threonine-protein kinase SD1-6. The transcript has 6 exons. Gene Ontology annotation, cellular component: plasma membrane. Gene Ontology annotation, molecular function: ATP binding; protein serine/threonine kinase activity; chitin binding. Bases 27 to 2387 code for a protein of 786 amino acids. Gene Ontology annotation, biological process: carbohydrate metabolic process; protein phosphorylation. NCBI's taxonomy places the organism in Eukaryota, Viridiplantae, Streptophyta, Magnoliopsida, Fabales, Fabaceae. The record is from RefSeq and is a predicted model, not a curated record.
ACACAUAAUUCAUUUUGAGAAAUACAAUGUUUUUAAAACAUUUUGCUUUCUUCCUUGUUGUCCCUAUCUUCUUCCCUCUCACGUCUCACUUAUUUGCAGAUUCAACUUCCUGGGUAAAAGCAGGUUACUACUAUUCCGGCAGUGAAAUUGCAGCUUCAGAAAUUAAAUCAACACUUUUCACACACCUCUUAUGUGCUUUUGCUUUUAUAAACUCCACAAACUAUAACAUCUUUAUAAACUCUUCUGAAGAACACAAAUUCUCCACCUUCACCAACAAAGUAAAGCUUCAAAAUCCAUCUGUUAUAACUCUUCUAUCAAUCUACACUGGAAGAGAAAACUCUUCACUUUUUAACUUAAUGAUAAGCCAAUCUUCUUACAGAAAAUCUUUCAUUGAUUCUUCCAUCGAAACAGCCAGAGAAUAUGAGUUUCAAGGCAUAGACCUUCGUGGAGUCUCACCAAAGCAAGGUAAAGAACUUGCAAAUUUUGCAACCCUUUUGAAAGAGUGGCGAAACGCGAUAACUUCUGAGGCAAGAAAUUACACGAGUAGAAUAGACUUAGUGUUGGUGAUGGCAGGUUAUUAUCUAAAAGCUUCAGAUUCAUGUAGUUAUCCUUUUGAAUCAAUGCAGAAGAAUUUGGAUUGGGUUCAUUUUGUUGCAUAUGAUUACCAUCUUCCUGAAAAGGACAAUGUCACAGGUUUUCAUGCAGCUUUAUAUGGUUCAUCUGGUUGGGAAAAUACUGACUCUGGUAUCAAAGAGUGGAGAAAGAGAGGAUUUUCUUCUAACAAACUUGUAAUUGGUUUACCUUAUCAUGGAUAUGCUUGGAAACUUGUGGAACAAGGUGAAGGUGGUGUUGGAAAACCAGCUUCUGGUCCAUCUACUACUAAGGAUGGUUCUAUGAGUUAUAAGUGGAUAAAAAGUUUCAUUAAAAGCUUUGGAGAUGGAGUAGUUUCAAGCUAUAAUGAUACUAUUAUAGUGAAUUAUUUCAUUGUUGCUUCCACUACUUGGGUUAAUUUUGAUGAUGUGGAAGCUAUUAAAGAAAAAGUUUCUUAUGCAAAGAAAAAUGGAUUACUUGGUUACAAUGUGUUUCAAGUUGGGAAUGAUGACAAUUGGGUCCUUUCAAUGGCAGCAGCUCAAGAACUAGAUGAUAGAUUGUUGAUAAUUCUUCUGCUUACAAUUAUGACUGCUGCUCUUCUCAUGGGAACAGUAUUUUGUUACUACUACUACCAAAGAACCGUAACCGUUAUUACAAAAAUGAUACACAAAUUGAAGAUAUAUUUAUCCGCAGCUGAAAAAGAUGUUGACGAAGAUUCUUAUGAUUUGAUAGUAUUUGGCUAUCUCACAAUUAAAGUAGCAACAGAUAACUUCUCAACAGAAAAUAAGCUCGGAGAAGGUGGAUUUGGUGCAGUGUACAAGGUGACACUUGAAAAUACAUCUGUUUGUGAAAUGUUUCAUGCAAAUAGAAACUGUGAUAAGACUGUGAAUACUUAUGAUUUGUUUUGUCAGGGAAAAUUACGAAAGGGACAGGAAAUAGCUGUCAAAAGACUCUCGGAAAACUCGAAUCAAGGACUUGAAGAGUUCAGAAAUGAGAUCACACUCACAGCAAGAUUGCAACAUGUGAAUUUAGUUAGACUUUUGGGCUACUGCACAAAAAGGAAUGAGAAGCUUCUCAUCUAUGAAUAUCUCCCAAAUAAAAGCUUAGAUCAUUUUCUCUUUGAUCCAAGGAAAUCAAUUCUUCUAGAUUGGAGGAAGCGUGUGAAUAUCAUUGAAGGAAUUACUCAAGGCCUUGUUUAUCUCCAAGAGUACUCAAAUUUUACUAUAAUCCACCGAGAUCUUAAAGCUAGUAAUGUUUUGUUAGACCAUGAGAUGAAUCCUAAGAUAGCCGAUUUUGGUCUCGCUAGAAUUUUUGGGAAGAAUGAACUUGAAGCAAAUACAAGCAGAAUCGUGGGGACAUAUGGAUCCGUACCUCCCGAGUAUGUCAGAAAAGGCAUAUACUCGCCCAAGUAUGAUGUUUAUAGUUUUGGAGUCCUUCUCUUGCAGGUCAUAAGUGGGAAGAGAUCUUCACAUUAUUACGGCUCACAUGAAAAUAUGAACCUUUUGGAAUACGCACAUGAGCUGUGGAUGGAAGGAAGAGGUGAUGAGUUUUUGGACCCUUCAUUGGAUGAUUCAACAUGUCAUUGUAAAAUCAUGAGAUGCAUGCAGGUUGGUCUUUUGUGUGUUCAAGAGAACUCAGCAGAUAGACCUUCCAUGCUAGAAGUUGAUUCACUGCUCAAGAAUGAAGGUACACCUGUUGGUACUCCCAACAUGCCAGCUUUUUCGAUGAAAAAACACGAAGAUGACAAGGGAGAUACAAUGAAUGAUGUUACAAUUUCUGAGAUGGUAGCAAGAUAAAAUUCAAUUGAUCUAUAGGGUCUUUUGAAACUUGUUCAACUUGCAAGGUUUUCUUCAUCGACAAAUUUAAUUAAUGUCAGAGAUAAUAUUGUAUUGUAUUUUUGUCUCAUGUUUUCUAUUAAUUAAUAAUAAAUAUUUUUUCA